GGAUGCACCUGAAUCCGCCCGUUCCCGCCCGAAUCCGAACCACCUCCCCUCUCGCCUUCCGCCACCUCCGCCGCUUCCUCACCCGCCUCCUCGUCUCCGGCGAAAUCCACCGCGUCUCCUCCCUCCGCCGCGUCACUGAUCUGCUUGCUCUAUCCUCGGACCACCCUUCCUCCCCCCUCAUCUCCCGCCCACUCGCCCGCCUCUACUUCCAUCUCUUCCCCUCCUCCACCACCUUCCUCUACAACCUACUCAUCCGCGCCUUCUCCGGCAGCCGGCGCCAUCCCGGGGAGUCUCUGUCCUCCUUCGUUUCCCUCCUCUUCUCCUCCUCGCUCCCCGACCGCUUCACGUUCCCUUGUCUCGCCAAGGCAGCCUGCCGCCUUCCCUCCCCCGCCGAAGGCACCCAAAUUCACUCCCAGGUGCUCAGACGAGGUUUUGAAUCUGACAUCUACGUGCUCAAUACGCUUCUUUCGAUGUACUCAACGUUCAAGGACAUGGUCUCGGCGCAGAGGCUCUUCGACUCGAGCUCUCUAUCGGUGGACGUCGUCUCCUGGAACACAAUCAUCGACGGGCAUAUCAAAGUCGGCGACUUGGAGGCCGCGCGUAAGCUGUUCGAUGGAAUGCCUGCCAAAAACGAGGUGUCCUGGAGCUCCAUCAUAAGUGGCUACGUAGGAAGAGGCGAGUUGGACAUCGCACGAUCGUUGUUCGAUAAAAUGCCGGUGCAGCGGAAUGUUGUCACCUGGAAUUCCAUGGUGUCUGGGUUCGCAAGGCAGGGGUUGUUGCCGGUCGCCAGGAAGAUGUUCGACGAUAUGCCCGUUAGGAAUGUUAUAUCAUGGAAUUCGAUGGUCUCUGGCUACGCAUUGAACGGGGAGAUGGAUGCUGCAAGGGAAUUGUUCGUUCAAAUGCCAGAAAGGGAUGUUGUGUCCUGGAGUUGCAUGAUUUCAGGGUAUGUACAAAGUAAUCGAUUUGCAGAGGCAUUAUAUCUCUUCAAAGAGAUGCAAAUUGACAAUUUGAUAAAACCCAAUGAAGUAACUAUGGUCAGUGUCCUCUCAGCUUGUGCGCACCUUGUAGCUCUGGAGCAAGGCAAGUGGGUCCAUGCUUACAUAGACAAGAACCACAUGCCUCUCGACAAUGAGCACAAUCUCGGAGCUGCUCUGAUCGAUAUGUAUGCUAAGUGUGGAAGCAUCGAGACUGCGCUGAAAGUGUUUGAAUCUUUGCGUCGACGCAAUGUUUCUAGUUGGAAUGCUUUGAUAACAGGUUUGGCUGUUAAUGGGCUAGCUCGUGAAUCACUUUAUGCAUUUCAGCAGAUGCUGCGAUAUGAUCUGAAACCCAAUGAUGUAACCUUUCUUGGUGUACUAAUGGCCUGUGUUCACGGAGGGUUGGUAUGUGAGGGGCGCCAAUAUUUUGAGAGAAUGAGAACGGUAUACGGUAUUCAACCUGAAAUGAAACAUUACGGAUGCUUGGUUGAUCUAUUAGGUAGAGCUGGACUGUUGGAAGAAGCAGAAGGUGUAGUCAGAAGUAUGCCGAUGAAACCGGACAUCAUGGUAUUGGGAGCUUUGCUCGGUGCUUGUAGGAUUUAUAGAGAUGUAGCAGCUGCUGAUCGACUAAAGAUAGACGUUCUCCAGUUGAAGGCCAAGCAGUCUGGCUGCCAUGUUUUGCUUUCGAAUAUAUUUGCUACUGCAGGUCGGUGGGCUGAUGCUUUCGAGAUGAGGAACUCACUGAAGAAGACUGGUAUAAAAAAGCUUCCUGGUUCUAGUUCUGUCGAACUAAAUGGAAUUGUGUGUUAGUUCGUUUUCACCUGGUGUCUGAUGAAUGCCACCUUCAAAUUUUCUGGACCAGCAUACUCGAUAUUGAUUCAUUUCUCAUGGAUAGAAAUCUUAUCAUUCAAUCUGAUUUCUGAUUUUCUUAGCAAUUUGGUGUGAACACUGAAGAUAAUCCUGAGUAAGUGUAACUCGAGGAUUUGACAUUUGAAGUUUGAAUUCAUACUUUUCUUCUUUACCGAUGUUCUCUAGGCGAAAGAAGAGUUUCCUGCGAGGGAAAAUACAGAAAAGAAAAUUAAUUGUCAGCCCAAUUUGCGUAUGAUGGUACAACUGAAAAGAUGCUGAUUUGUUGCUCACAGAAAUCAUUGAACUGAGAUUUUGCCAUCAUAGAAGAUUGGGAAGUUUCCAAAACAUGCAAGUCCAGUCUAAAUCUGCCAUGGCAGGUUCGAGAGAGCUGCUGUUUAGGGAAGGCAUAACCUUCAAUUUUCUGCUGCAACAACUAAUAUGGUUGACAAAGGCUAAAAAGCCAGAUCAGUUAGUGAACUUGCACUGUGUGAAGAGAUGAUCUUUGCUUUCGUCUCAAUGUCGAGCUACUACAGAAACAAUUUUAUCCAGAUAGUUCUUCAUCAUGUCUGUUAUAUAGUCGAAUCCUGUUUACUACAUGACUUAUUAUUACAGAUUGCUUGUAUCUCCUUUCUCUAAGACUUUAGAAGUAUG
Messenger RNA from Zingiber officinale, 2474 nucleotides. RefSeq names its product pentatricopeptide repeat-containing protein At2g44880-like. Gene Ontology annotation, molecular function: protein binding; RNA binding. The record is from RefSeq and is a predicted model, not a curated record. The coding region runs from base 3 to 1784 and encodes 593 amino acids. NCBI's taxonomy places the organism in Eukaryota, Viridiplantae, Streptophyta, Magnoliopsida, Zingiberales, Zingiberaceae. The transcript has a single exon. Gene Ontology annotation, biological process: RNA modification.